AUUUAGCUGAUAACAGCUGAAAAUAAUUUAGUUUCAUCGCUGCAACAUUGCUAUCUGCUCAGCGAAAGCUGCUUCGAAAACAUUUUUCAGUGUUUUAGUUCUCAGUGGAUUGCCUUAACCGCUACUCCUCCGAUAGUGGCAUGUUUUCUGUAGUCACUCACUCGACAAGGCGGGUUGUCACUUGCCGUUCGCAUUUGGGUAUUCAAGGUGUCUAUGCCGCUAGGAAAGCAUGCUAUAGCGAUGGAAUGAAAUUUAAAGAAGGACCUUUACAGUUGUACAAGUCAUAUUUAGAAAGAAAAGUUCUGAAGCCCGACAACUCACAGCUGAAAGUGGUGUGCAAUCUUCAAAGCCUGUUUGAACGACUCAAAGAUUAUGAUUCCCAAAAGCAAUCAAGUAAGUCAAUUGCUCAAAGUUAUGUAGGUUUUAUCGUUUGUUAGCCAGAAGAGGAAGAUUAUUGGCUGAAUGGCUGGUCUUCUUGGACUGUAAUUGUUUGUUACAUGAUUCAUGCAAUUGUCUGUUACAUAACUAAUGUAACUGAAAAAGAUUCAUAAAAUCCUAGUAUUUCCAAGGAGAGUAGUUUUUCGUUUAGUGGGUAUACUGAAUUGUCCACUGAAUUGUCUGCUAAGGUUAUUUUGCAGCCAUCGUAAUUAUUUUUAAUUUUAUUGGAAUUAUAUUGGAUAUUGAGAUUAUAACUGUUAUUGUUUUCGUUGUCAUCAUUGUUAUUUUUUUCAUUUGACAAUAAUUUUUCAAUGUUUGACAGGUUUACAUUAGUUUUGUGGUUGGGCUUGUAUUUUUUGUUACCAAAAAUAGCUUUUGCCCAAAAAAGUACACAACUUCUUUCUCAAAUGGCUCUUAAAGUGUUACUUCUCAUUUGUUUUUGAUACUCAAUACUGUUUUACCGAUCCUUUUAACCUUACUGAAAUAUAUUUUGUACAUUUUGUUUGUAUUUGUCUGUAUUGCAGUUAUAAUGCAACAUUCAACUAUCAAAUGUUUGCUAUUGUACCUACAUGUUUGAUUUAGAAUGACAAUUGUUAAAAACAUGACUGCAUGGUUAUUAAAAUAACAUCAAUUAAAAUUGCCAUUUAGUGGCAGAGGAACAUAAAGUGGGCAAAGUGGUAUCAUAAAUCAAAUUGCAAGAGAAACUUGGUAUUGUUUGGUAUGAGAAAAGAUGUAAAGAAUACUUAACUUGUGAUGGGUAUGAGUCCUUUCCAAGAAGGGUGGCUUUGUUAAAAAAAAUUGAAAUAUCCUUGACCUACAUUAGCUGUGACUACAUGCCAUAAGGUAGUUUUUUUUUAAGUGUUUAAUUUCUUGUUCACUUAAUUUCCUUUCAGAAAUUAUUGUUUUUAUGAUUUCUCUUUCCAAAUUCCAUUAGGUUAAGGAUGAUUAAUAAUUUUUUUUCACUCAAAUGAAAAUAUCUCUUCAACCCAGGUUGCUCUCAAGGGUAAAUUUUAUGGGUCAUACCGAUUUCUUCUCUGUGUGUUAAAACCAGCCUGACAUAUUCGAAAAGGUCUGUGAGUAUCAACUCAAGACAGGGAAAUUGACUGAAACAGCAAGAACAUCAAAAUAAGUAAAGUUUUUAGAAUAUAGAAAUACAUAAGCUAUCAUGCUUGAAUUCACCUUUUUCUUUCUAUCAGGUAAUCAGCUGCUCACACCUCAAGGACUCUAUCUUUACGGUGGGGUGGGUAGUGGCAAAACAAUGUUAAUGGACAUAUUCUAUGACAGCAUACAAGUCCCAAACAAGAAGCGUGUGCAUUUUUACUCCUUCAUGCUUCGGUUGUAUUCUGCCAUUAAUCGGUGGAACCUUUGUUGUCCAAGUGAUGAGCUAACCUUUGAUACAACUCCAGUGGAGUCCAUUGCCUCUGAGCUGGCUGGAGAGGCUUGGUUGCUCUGCUUUGAUGAAAUGCAGCUGGCAGACUUUGCCUCCACCCGGCUUUUGGAAGGAGUCUUUCGUAAAAUGUUGGAAAAUGGAACAGUUAUAGUAACAACAUCUAACAGGUCAGAUCACAGUUCACUUCUUGUAUCUAACUUUCACCAAUGACAUGGGCACAGCAAUUCCUCAAGAUGUUUUCUUUGCUUUUUCUCAAAUUACUGAGCUCUGAUUCUUUCAGUCAGACCUGAUCCAAAGAGUCCAUUUAUCUGUUAAUUUUUUCAUUGGUUCUUUGGUCAGUUCUUUUGUCCGUCAGUCAGUUCUUCUUUUCGUCCAUCUGUCUGUCAAUUCUUUGACAGGUCAACUCAGUCUUUUGCCUGAAGGGACAUCUAUGAAACAAAGGGUAUAAAUUCCUUGAUAGGGGUAUAUGAAGGUUAAGUGUAUUCACUUAACCUGCAGGCAGCCUGGGUUUUGUGGUUUACACUAACUCCUCAACAUUUAAAUUCAGCAAACUCAUGGUAUGAAUAAACAAAUUUGUCAGCUAGAGGGUGUUGUCCUGAUACAGCAAAAUGGUUUCUUCACCAUGGUAGAACUACUAAUCAGUUUUAAAGGCUCUUGAUCUACUCUGACGAUUUUGUCUUUCUAAAUUUUUGUUUCCAGAUCUCCUAAUGAACUUGGGGCUUCAUCCUUUGGACGCGAAAGGGAGGCUCUAGAUUCAUUGACGUCAUUAGUCGCUUUACUCACUGAGCGUUGUGAAUUGGUUGCCAUGGAUUCUGAAAAGGAUUACCGAACCAAUCAGAAACGCGGAAAGGACAAUUAUUUCAGUCCUCUAACCAAACACACAGAAAAAGUAUUCGACGAAGCCUUUUGUGAAGCAGUGGGGCGUGGUCGGCGGCUAACAUCGGUUUCGCUUCCCGUGUAUGGUCGGAAGGUCAUCGUCCCCAUCGCUUCGGAAAAUGGCAUUGCUAGGUUCACUUUCAACGAGCUGUGCAGGUCUCCUCUAGGGCCAGCCGACUAUAUUACGAUCUGCAAUGCUUUUCACACGGUAUUCUUGGAGGACAUACCGCAGAUGAGCAUCUACCAAAAGAACGAAGCAAGGCGCUUUCUUAGUUUUGUCGAUGCAGCUUAUGAAAGUAAAGUGCAACUUUUCUGCACUGCGGCCAGCUCACCUGAUGAGUUGUUUCAAUUGAUCCCCAGCGAUGACCCACUACAAGAAGACAAGAUGCACAUGGAAAUGAUGGGCGAGAUGGCUUAUGAUCUUGAGCUCACCCAGCUCGAACUGAGUUCGCUCGGAAUAUUGACCGGCGAGGAGGAAAUCUUCUCAUUCAAACGUUGCAUUUCACGCCUGAAGGAAAUGCAAAGCGAGCUUUAUCAGUGUCAGAAACACCGUCUCCAAGCCUUCUCUCCUUAUCUUGGUUCUUUUGAAGAACGUCUGCAAUCGGAAAAUCGUCGCCGGGAGCGUGAACACAAGCGUCGAAUGAAAAUGCUGGAGGCCUCGGGGGAUGGCAGUGAAGCUCUCCGAGAAUUACCACUGACACCUUUGACGACAGGCUCCUCCGACUGGGCAGACGAAGCGAGUUACGUCACUUGGAGCAAUGAUAUCAUGAGGAAAGAACUUCAAGACAUGGAAAGGAAGAGAAGCGGGGAGUUGGUGACGAGACAAGGCGCUCCAAAAUUCAACGAGGAACACUUUUGGGGUUUUGGGUGGUGGGAAAAGGUUAUGGGAAGGAGAAAAACUAAACCAACACAAAACAGCGAUCACACAACUAACCACACGAAAGACUGAAUCCAAAUUGGUUUUGGACUUAAACGAAUACUUAACUCUCCCCCCCCCCUCUCCAAGACCACCCCGAACAUUUCUUUACUCGAAUGAAACGACGGCUUGUAAACUAGAUAUUUUAAACUAUUUUCUUACAGACCUCUAGUACUGUACAGUAAAACCCUGAAAUUCUGAAAUUGAUAUUUCUUAUUCAUAGGGUAAUAUGAAAUUUCAUUAUGUAAUGAUAUGCCGUGGAACUGAAAAACGGUUAAAUGUUCUCUGUUUCCGCUGAGCCACGAAUACUUUGUCCUAAUUUACCAUGUGAAGUAAUCUGGGGGUUUUUAGCAGGUUAAUAUACUGUAACAGGCACCAUCGUACCUUUACAGAGCAGAUGCAACGUUCAUACAAAUUGAACCAAACUCAACCAUUUUAUAUUUUUAACCUCCUCCUUUUUUUUCUCUUCCCCUCUUUUCCCCCCUUCCCCCUUUCUGCGAAUUUUUUUGGGUGACAAUAGUCCCUCACAAGGGAAAACGAAAUACAAAAUGUAAUGCGUUAGUAGAUUUAAUAUUUAAUAGUCUAGGAACUAAAAAAUCCUUAUCAGGGUAAACCUUGUGUAGAAUGAUUGUUUAAGGAAAACAAUGAAAAAGUGGAAAUCAGAUCUGAAUGUGACAAGAAGGAAUACACACUCGUUUGGAACCAAUGCCGUGUUACCUUAGGUCGAUCCGUGGCGGAGGCUAUCGGGUCUUCUUCAAAAUCCGGUUCUCAUGAUCUGAACGUUGUGACGACUAACACCCACGUUUGCUAAGCAAGAUGUGAUGCGUCACGUGGGUGUGCAACGUGC
Messenger RNA from Pocillopora meandrina, 4467 nucleotides. The record is from the annotation of a GenBank genome assembly. NCBI's taxonomy places the organism in Eukaryota, Metazoa, Cnidaria, Anthozoa, Scleractinia, Pocilloporidae.